GGUGUAUCCCCUGGGUAAGUGUGGCCCUGUAGGAUAACAGAGCCGGGGCACUGGGGGAGGCACAGCCAGAGGGCGAAUGCCCCCGUUUUUACCAAAGUGUCAUGAUAGGCAACAGAACGUGGACACUGCAAAAGGAGGUGUGGAAAUGAGAGGGGCUCAUACCUCUGGCGUUUUCCUGGCCUGCUUGGAAUUUCUUUUUUGCCCUUUACUGGGUGGCAGCAGCAGACAUCUACAUCUGGAAGGCACCUGGAUGACUCUGAAGAGAGACAAACACAAGUCUUUUGAGAGCUACCUCUCAAAGGCUCCAUGUGAACCAUGCUUGCCUCUUUUGGCACUCACAAGGAUAUGAAGAAAAAAUUGUUUCUCCCUUGUCAUACUGGGCAGAAGUUGUUAUAGAGCUGUUUCCAAGAUGGCUGGACCGCAUGCCAGUGUAAGGGGUCUUGCCUCUGCAUUGCUGGCUAGGACUGAAUUGUGUUUGGCUGUGGACCAUUGUGGCCACUGUAGGAUACAGAUCAGCAUCCUUGAGCUUCACUCACUUGAUGCCAAGAACACCAUCGAAUUCUGACAGGAGAGCUGUCCUUUGCCAAGCAUCCCCUGCACAAUUGUUUAUUUAGAACUAAAGCAACUUGGUACAUAGAGCCAGAACCUUGUCCUUUGAAGACAUGACUAUGUCCAGUACUGAGAGACUCAUGCUAGGGCGUGACAGUGAUCCAGUGAGUUGAGCAAAGGCAUCCACAGAACCACCUCUGAUCUCUGAGACCCAAGUGCACACUGUUGAUUUCAUAUCUCUGCAUUUACCCAGCUCUGUACAGAGCCAUGUCCUCACUACACCCUCACCAGGUGUACAUGGUGAACAUCCUCACCAACAAAACAUUCUUCUGAACAAAACUCUAGAACUCAGGACAGUGCAUAUCUGAGAUGUUUAGUCAGUUCCUUGGCCUUCACAACAGACAAGCAAUGGGAUCUGAAGGGCAGCUGUUGCCUGGGAUAGCCAGAGUCACAUGUCAUAUACAUUUGUCAAUAUUAAUUAAUAGAGGAAUGUUUGGGGACAGUUUUUAUUGAGAGUAUCUAAUAGUUUUAUCAGGAAAGAGCACAAGAAUAAAACGUGUGCUGCUUGUUUUACACCCUUCAGUUGAGUGCCUUUUUUCCUCUCACAAGAUUUAUAAGGUUAGCAGCUGGCUUCUCUUAAGAGCCUGAAUUUCCCCCAGAACAGUUUCCAUUUUAUUAAAGCAGAAUUUGCAUUGUUGUUUAGGGCUAAACUUUGGUUCAGCUGAUGUGUGACAGAAGCAUUCAGGACCUCCUUAAGGAGGUCCCUGCCAUAGAGUCAGAGAAACACUGUCCCUUUCCACCACUGUCCUCAUCCAGGGCUGUGCAUCUGUGUCCUAGAAAUGGUAAGAGGGAGGAAAGGAGCUUGGUGUACAGCACACUUGGUCAUUCAGUGCCAGGUAGCCACUUCCUUAUCCCUGGGUAGAGCCCUUUAUCCCAUGCUAGUCUGCCGUUAGUUUCUGACUAGCCUACAACUGCAAAGGUCACCCACUUUGUCUUCCACCAUGUCCUCUGUAGCAUCAUAACCCUCAUAAUUGUGCUGGACUGUCCUAUGGCAGGUGUAAACUGAAAAUUCCAUUCAAUGAGGUGGUGGCUGCAUCUGGGAAGUCGGGCAGCUAUGGGUGAGCAUCAUUGUUCAGGAGUAACUAGGCCAAAAGGAGACUCCUGCCUCUACAGUGUCCAAACGAUGAGAUGUCUGAGUCAGGCCAGUCCUCAGCAGCUGCAACACCUAGUACUACAGGUACCAAGUCCAACACACCCACAUCCUCCGUGCCCUCAGCAGCAGUCACGCCACUCAAUGAGAGCCUACAGCCCCUGGGGGACUAUGGCAGUGUCACAAAGAACAACAAGCGGGCCCGAGAAAAGCGCAACAGCCGUAACAUGGAGGUCCAGGUCACCCAAGAGAUGCGGAACGUCAGUAUCGGUAUGGGCAGCAGUGACGAGUGGUCCGAUGUUCAGGACAUUAUCGACUCCACCCCAGAGCUGGAUGUGUGUCCAGAAACCCGUCUAGACCGCACAGGAAGCAGCCCGACCCAGGGAAUUGUAAACAAAGCUUUUGGAAUCAACACUGACUCCUUGUAUCAUGAACUGUCUACGGCAGGGUCUGAGGCCAUCGGGGAUGUGGACGAGGGAGCGGACCUCCUAGGGGAGUUCUCAGUGCGCGAUGAUUUUUUUGGAAUGGGCAAAGAAGUGGGGAACCUGCUGCUGGAGAACUCACAGCUUCUAGAGACAAAAAAUGCUUUGAAUGUGGUGAAGAAUGACCUCAUUGCCAAGGUUGACCAACUGUCAGGAGAACAGGAGGUGCUGAGGGGUGAACUAGAAGCAGCCAAGCAAGCCAAAGUCAAGCUGGAGAACCGAAUCAAAGAGCUUGAAGAAGAACUGAAAAGAGUCAAGUCAGAGGCAGUAACCGCCCGCCGUGAGCCCAGAGAAGAGGUGGAGGAUGUAAGCAGCUAUCUCUGUACAGAAUUGGACAAAAUCCCCAUGGCCCAGCGCCGACGCUUCACAAGGGUGGAGAUGGCCCGAGUGCUCAUGGAACGUAACCAGUACAAGGAACGCCUCAUGGAGCUGCAGGAGGCCGUGAGGUGGACUGAAAUGAUCAGAGCAUCAAGGGAGCACCCAUCUGUCCAGGAAAAGAAGAAGUCCACUAUCUGGCAAUUCUUUAGCCGCCUCUUCAGCUCCUCAUCCAGUCCCCCUCCAGCCAAGCGGUCCUACCCAUCGGUGAACAUUCACUACAAGUCACCCACUGCGGCUGGCUUUAGCCAGCGUCGCAGCCAUGCUAUGUGCCAGAUCUCAGCCAGCAGCCGACCCCUGGAGUUCUUCCCUGAUGAUGACUGCACCUCUUCUGCCCGGCGGGAGCAGAAGCGGGAGCAGUACCGCCAGGUUCGUGAACACGUGCGCAAUGAUGAUGGGAGACUGCAGGCCUGUGGGUGGAGCCUGCCUGCCAAGUACAAGCAGCUGAGCCCCAAUGGAGGCCAGGAAGACACCCGAAUGAAAAAUGUGCCUGUCCCUGUGUACUGCCGCCCUCUGGUGGAGAAGGAUCCCUCAACAAAGCUGUGGUGCGCUGCUGGUGUCAACUUGAGUGGGUGGAAACCAAAUGAAGAGGAUUCUAGCAAUGGACCCAAGCCUGCACCAGGUCGAGACCCUCUGACCUGUGACCGGGAAGGAGAAGGUGAACCCAAGAGUACCCACCCAUCACCUGAGAAGAAGAAGGCAAAGGAGGCCCCUGAGGCGGAUGCUACCUCCAGUCGGGUAUGGAUCCUCACCAGCACCCUGACCACCAGCAAGGUGGUGAUCAUUGAUGCCAACCAACCAGGCACAGUUGUGGAUCAGUUCACAGUCUGCAAUGCCCACGUCCUGUGUAUCUCCAGCAUUCCUGCUGCCAGCGACAGUGACUAUCCCCCUGGGGAGAUGUUCCUAGACAGUGAUGUGAACCCUGAAGACUCAGGAGCUGAUGGUGUGCUGGCUGGCAUCACCCUGGUGGGGUGUGCUACCCGCUGCAAUGUCCCACGUAGCAACUGUUCCUCCCGAGGAGACACCCCAGUACUUGACAAGGGGCAGGGGGAUGUGGCAGCCACUGCCAGUGGGAAGGUUAACCCAUCCCAAUCCACAGAAGAAGCCACAGAAGCCACAGAGGUGCCAGACCCUGGUCCCAGCGAGUCAGAAGCAACGACAGUCCGGCCUGGGCCCCUCACAGAGCAUGUCUUUACUGACCCAGCACCCACCCCAUCCUCCAGUACCCAGCCUGCCAGUGAGAAUGGGUCAGAGUGUGAUGGCAGCAUUGUACAGCCUCAGGUGGAGCCCAGUGGGGAGCCCUCAGCAACUACCAGUAGUGCUGCACCCACCAUGUGGCUUGGAGCCCAGAAUGGCUGGCUCUACGUGCAUUCAGCGGUAGCCAACUGGAAGAAGUGUCUGCACUCCAUCAAGCUGAAAGACUCUGUGCUGAGCCUGGUGCAUGUCAAAGGCCGAGUGCUGGUAGCUCUUGCAGAUGGGACCCUGGCUAUUUUCCACCGUGGAGAGGAUGGCCAGUGGGACCUGAGCAACUACCACCUAAUGGACCUGGGCCACCCACACCACUCCAUCCGCUGCAUGGCUGUUGUGGAUGACCGAGUUUGGUGUGGCUACAAGAACAAGGUGCAUGUCAUCCAGCCCAAGACAAUGCAGAUUGAGAAAUCAUUUGAUGCCCACCCAAGGCGGGAAAGCCAGGUACGGCAGCUGGCCUGGAUCGGGGAUGGAGUGUGGGUCUCUAUUCGCUUGGAUUCUACCCUUCGGCUCUACCAUGCACACACCCACCAGCACCUGCAGGAUGUGGACAUUGAGCCCUAUGUUAGCAAGAUGCUGGGUACUGGCAAGCUGGGCUUCUCCUUCGUGCGCAUCACAGCCCUACUCAUUGCAGGCAACCGCCUGUGGGUGGGCACUGGCAAUGGGGUUGUCAUCUCCAUCCCCUUGACUGAGACUGUGGUCCUGCAUCGAGGCCAGCUCUUAGGGCUCCGAGCCAACAAGACAUCGCCAACGUCUGGAGAGGGGACCCGCCCAGGGGGGAUCAUCCAUGUGUAUGGGGACGACAGCAGUGACAAGGCUGCCAGUAGUUUCAUCCCCUACUGCUCUAUGGCUCAAGCUCAGCUCUGCUUCCAUGGGCACCGGGAUGCUGUUAAAUUCUUUGUCUCUGUGCCAGGAAACGUGCUGGCCACUCUCAAUGGCAGUGUGCUAGACAGCCCAUCAGAGGGCCCCGGGCCUGCUGCACCCACUGCAGAUACUGAGGGCCAGAAGUUGAAGAAUGCACUGGUGCUGAGUGGUGGUGAAGGUUACAUUGACUUCCGCAUUGGGGAUGGAGAGGAUGAUGAAACUGAGGAAGGUGCCGGGGAUGUGAACCAGACAAAGCCCUCGUUGUCCAAGGCUGAGCGCAGCCACAUCAUCGUGUGGCAGGUGUCCUACACCCCUGAGUGAGACCCUGUCCUGCCUGAUGCCAACUGUACAUAGGACCCUACCUGCCUGUCCCCCCGCCUGUUCCCUGGGGCAGCCAGGUUCGUCCAUCCCCUUUUAACCUCUCAACUUGCAGCUUUUGCCUGAGGUCCAGCCCCCAGCUGUUAGAGAGGGUUGAAGCAGGGUUUGGGGAGUGAGGCAGGAACAGAUGUCUUUCCCAUCAGGGAGGAGAGAGCCUCUGAGACACUCUCUCCAGCAGCCCUUGGCCUUGGCCUAACACCCAGCCCAACAUGAAGUCCCAGGGGACCCUCAGGGCAAGGCAGGACCAAAAUGGCUAUGGGUAGCCCCUAUAGGUGGCCCUGGCUCCACUCCAUCCUCACCAGUCCUGGCAGGAGUAAGAGCCUCAUACUGCCAGAGUCUUCCCCAAGUCUACUUGCUUUGCAUGCAGCCCUGAGGAAGGGGUUCUUUAUUUCUAACCCUUUGCUCUCUCUGAGGGACCCAGGCCUAGCCACCGUUCUCUGCCCAGAAGCAAUGUUAAGGCUGCCCUGAUUCCUGGGUCCCAGCCAGCCUUCUCUGGGCUUUCCCCAUAUCCAAACUUACAUUCCCUUGGCCCCCAGCCUGGGUCUUAACCUAGGAACCUGGCAUGAAAGCUCAGGGCCAGCCUCCCUAGGGCAGCUGCUUCAAAAGAUGACAAAUACCCUUUAACCCAGGGGAGCCCAAGAUUGUCUAGCCCCUCACAGACCAGUGUUCCCUAGGCUCUUCCUGGGCACAAGAUUCACCUUGGAGGAGCAAGACCCUAGUGCCCUGCCCCUCCCAGAAGCCCCAAGGGUAGAAUUUCUCAGGCUGCCAAGGCAGGUACAGGCCUCAGGAAGAAGGGUGGCCCUGGUCUUCCCAGAGUCAGUCUUAGGAUGCAGGCUUAGCCUCAGGUUAAUGGAGGAUGGUGUGCUCCACGGGCCUGCCUCCUGCACAGGGCUCCAAGGGAGCCUAGCUCCCGGACACGUACUAAGUGCCUAGGGUUGCAGGCUGUGGCCUGCUCCCUUGGAGAGCAACUGACAAGAGGCUUCCAGGCAGAGGCCAGAAGAGCUGAGGACCGGCCAGGAUGGGCACAAUUCUAAGCAAGUGUGUGGAAGUGGGUGCUGCUCUGGCCCUGGCCUUACUCUUCAGGGGCACUGAUGAGAGUCAGUUGGCCUCUACUGCACUCUUCCCACCAGAGAAGCACAGAUCCAGGGGCAUUGCCCCUGAGCCUAUCUGGCCACAACAAGCUGCAACAAUGUGCAGCUGCAGGCUUCUCCCCAUCACCCUGCCACCUCUCCACUGUGAUGUAUGUCCCUUGUCUGUUCCCACAGGAGUGUGAAGUGACUGGGGUUAGCUGGGUGGGUGCAACUGGAGGGAAGGGGCCAGUGCAACUCUCCUCAGGCUUUGGCCUUGCAAGUGAACUCACAUAUCUGCUCUGUAUGUAAUAAAUGUCUUAACACUA
This is a messenger RNA of Arvicanthis niloticus (Nile rat), 6442 nucleotides long. RefSeq names its product mitogen-activated protein kinase 8 interacting protein 3 (gene Mapk8ip3). The record is from RefSeq and is a predicted model, not a curated record. Gene Ontology annotation, cellular component: cytoplasm. Gene Ontology annotation, molecular function: kinesin binding; MAP kinase scaffold activity; signaling receptor complex adaptor activity. Gene Ontology annotation, biological process: vesicle-mediated transport. Lineage: Eukaryota; Metazoa; Chordata; Mammalia; Rodentia; Muridae.